Messenger RNA from Dioszegia hungarica, 612 nucleotides. RefSeq lists its product as uncharacterized. The record is from RefSeq and is a predicted model, not a curated record. NCBI's taxonomy places the organism in Eukaryota, Fungi, Basidiomycota, Tremellomycetes, Tremellales, Bulleribasidiaceae. The transcript is spliced from 3 exons. The coding region runs from base 1 to 612 and encodes 203 amino acids.
AUGAUCUUCGCCUUCCUCUCCCUCCUCACCGUCGCCGCCGCGAUCCGCGUCACGUCCCCCUCCUCGUCGACCGUUUGGGCCAGCGGCACGUCCGCUCAGACCAUCACCUGGGAGGCGGUCAGCUCUGAUCCUACCAGCUUCACCAUCCAGCUCGUCAACCAAGCCGGCUUCCUCUCCAACUCCCCCGUCACCAUCAAAGAGAGCCAGUCCAGCUCCACCGGCAGCUCCAACUCGGCCAGCAUUACCUACCCGGGCGGAACCUGGCCCGUCGGGACCGCGUUCCAGAUCAACCUCGUCACGUCAACCAUGUCCAACCAGGCCAUCCUCGCUCAGUCCAACCAGUUCAACAUUACCAACUCUGGCGCGGCGGCGGUUGCGUCGAGCUCUACCGGAAUGGCGCCCACCACCGUGUCGUAUGCGAGCGCGUUCGCGACCGUGUCGGCCCCGUCAUCAGUGGUGACUGUGACGAGCACCUCUGGCUCUGCUGGAGACGCGUCGGGAGGCAUUCCCAACUCUGCCGCCAGCUCCCGCUCCGCCGGCGAGAAACCCGCUCCCUCCGCCUUCAUCUCCCUCCUCCUGGCCGCCGCCGCGGCGUUCGGCAUCCUCGCUUGA